AUGGCGUACAAUCCUCACGGUAACAGCAACGAGUAUGAUGGCCAUAGGCUCCAAGACCUGCCUGCGGGUGGCAGCUCUUACCAUCUGCCCGCCGGUGCUGAGCAGGACGACGACGAGUCCCAGCGUCACCUCCUGGGCCACUCUCCCGGCUUGCAUCCACAAUACGAGCAAGAUCGCUUAGGCGCGGGCACACCUCCUGUGCGCCCCGUGUCCGCGUACAGUCUGACCGAAUCCUAUGCCACCCCUGCGCCUCCGACUACACAAACACCCGUGCCGUACGGAAAUGAAUACGGCGGCGGUGGACAGUUCGCUGGUCACCAGCUGGAGGACACUGGUUUUGGCUAUGGCCGACCCGCCUCGACCAUGACCGCCGACACGGACGAGAGCUGGCUGCGUCGUCAGCAGCCGGGCGGUGCACCCGGUGGCUUAAAGCGGUACGCUACUCGUAAGGUCAAGCUUGUUCAGGGUUCCGUUCUGAGCGUCGACUAUCCUGUCCCUUCUGCCAUCAAAAAUGCCGUCCAGCCCAAGUACCGCGACGUCGAGGGUGGCACCGGCGAGUUCAUCAACAUGCGAUACACCGCUGCCACUUGCGAUCCCAACGAUUUCACCCUGAAGAAUGGCUACGAUCUACGACCCCGGAUGUAUAACAGACACACCGAGUUGUUGAUUGCCAUCACCUACUACAACGAGGACAAAGUGCUCUUUGCCCGAACCCUGCACGGUGUAAUGCAGAACAUCCGCGACAUCGUCAACCUGAAGAAAUCUACCUUCUGGAAUAAGGGUGGUCCGGCCUGGCAAAAGAUUGUUGUGUGCUUCGUCUUCGAUGGUAUAGAUAAGGCGGACAAAGAAACGCUGGAUGUACUGGCGACCGUGGGUGCCUUCCAGGACGGUGUCAUCAAGAAGGAAGUCAACGGCAAGGAGACGGUGGCUCACGUUUUCGAGUACACCACCCAACUGUCUGUGACGCCCAACCAGCAGCUCAUCCGCCCCACGGAUGACAGCCCGCAGACCCUGCCUCCCGUCCAGAUGAUUUUCUGCUUGAAGCAAAAGAACACCAAGAAGAUCAACUCCCACCGUUGGUUGUUCAACGCCUUCGGCCGAAUCUUGAACCCUGAAGUUUGCAUUCUCCUUGAUGCCGGUACGAAGCCCGGCGGAAAGUCGCUUCUUGCGCUCUGGGAAGGCUUCUACAACGACAAGGAUCUGGGUGGUGCCUGUGGUGAAAUCCAUGCUAUGCUUGGGAAAGGCGGCAAGAAGCUGCUGAACCCCCUCGUCGCUGUCCAAAACUUCGAGUACAAGAUUUCCAACAUUCUCGACAAGCCCUUGGAAAGUUCUUUCGGUUACGUCUCUGUGUUGCCCGGAGCCUUCUCCGCCUACCGGUUCCGCGCCAUCAUGGGCCGGCCGCUCGAGCAGUACUUUCACGGUGACCACACACUGUCUAAGAUUCUUGGAAAGAAGGGUAUCGAGGGCAUGAACAUUUUCAAGAAGAACAUGUUCUUGGCCGAAGAUCGAAUUCUGUGUUUCGAGUUGGUCGCCAAGGCCGGCUCCAAGUGGCACCUGACGUACAUCAAGGCUGCCAAGGGUGAAACCGAUGUGCCGGAAGGAGCGCCCGAGUUCAUCGGUCAGCGACGACGAUGGCUCAACGGUUCCUUCGCUGCCUCGCUGUACUCCCUCAUGCACUUCGGGCGGAUGUACAAGAGCGGUCAUAACAUCAUCCGCAUGUUCUUCUUCCACAUCCAGCUUCUCUACAACAUCGCAAACGUCUUGUUCACCUGGUUCUCCCUGGCUUCGUAUUUCCUGACUACCACGGUCAUCAUGGAUCUGGUCGGUAGUCCGGAUGAUGCGACGGGGAAGACGGGUUGGCCGUUUGGGGACACCGCUACGCCCAUCGUCAACAUGAUUCUUCAGUACCUCUACAUCGCUUUCAUCAUCCUGCAGUUCGUCCUUGCGCUCGGUAACCGUCCCAAAGGUUCCAAGUGGUCAUACAUCAGCUCGUUCGGCGUGUUCGGUUUUGUCCAGUUGUACAUCCUCCUCUUAUCCGGGUAUCUCGUCGUCUCUGCCUUCACGAAUCCUGUCAAUAAGGUGGAAGGCGACGUUGGCGACGCUCUGAAAGACAUGUUCACUGGUAAAUCCGAAGUUGCCAUUAUCAUUCUAGCGCUCCUAGCCACGUUUGGUCUCUACUUCAUCGCCUCGUUCAUGUACCUGGAUCCCUGGCACAUGUUCCACUCUUUCCCGUCCUACUUGAUCCUCAUGUCAACGUACAUCAACAUUCUGAUGGUCUACGCCUUCAACAACUGGCAUGACGUAUCUUGGGGUACCAAGGGCUCUGACAAGGCUGAGGCGAUACCUGCGGCUCAUGUAGUAAAGGACGAGAAGGGUGACGCUGCUAUUGAGGAGGUCGAAAAGCCUCAGGAGGAUAUCGACAGCCAGUUUGAGCAGACGGUGAAGCGGGCUUUGGCUCCCUUCAAGGAGGAGGUUGAAGUCGAAACGAAGGACCUCGACGAUUCGUACAAGUCUUUCAGAACUUCGCUGGUCAUCACCUGGUUGUUCACCAACAUGGCUCUGAUCGUCGGUGUGACCAGUGAUAGUCUGGCCACAUUUGGCAUUGGUGGCAAAACUUCGGACAGAACGGCGGCUUUCUUCAAGUUCCUGCUCAUCGCCACGGCACUACUGUCUCUGGUCCGUUUCAUCGGCUGCUGCUGGUUCUUGGGCAGGUCCGGCAUCAUGUGCUGCUUUGCUAGACGGUAG
Messenger RNA from Anthostomella pinea, 2745 nucleotides. The record is from the annotation of a GenBank genome assembly. Lineage: Eukaryota; Fungi; Ascomycota; Sordariomycetes; Xylariales; Xylariaceae.